UUCCUGUGUGAAAAGUGACCGAGUGCCCUGGUGACCAGCUGAUUUUGCUGUCCAUGUGACGAUCAACACGCUCCCUACAGCCUCAGGAUUAGAGUUAUCACUUGACCAUGAUGGCGUGGAGAGAAAUCGGCCCGCUCCCACCAUUUUGUUGAACGUGAAGAAUGUGGCACAGCACAGUAAGUCAUGUGAGCAGGCAGGUGCUGUGUUCGUGUUCGGAGACGACCCGAGGUCAGAGGUCAGAUCCCAGAUCACCUGUUUAGUGAUGCUGAACCCUAGUUUGUAAUGAACCGAGGAAUGAUUAGACGUUCGAGUCUGCCAAUCAGUGGAUCAUUGAAACCAUUGUUUCCCGGCAGGAAAAAAUCAGACCCAGGAAAGUUGGCCUUGAAAGGCUUAAAAGCCUCCAAGGUUUCAAAAAGCCCAAACUUGCCAAAGAAAGCAGCGCAUGAAUCAUCGGGGCUUAAUGUUGCCAUCGAUGGAGGCGGAGCGGGGAAAACCCGACACACCAGUGGGGGUAGCUCAUCAAGUCAGCUUAACCCACUCUCACUCAGUGAUGAUAUUGGCCAGAGCUCCGAGGAUCUUGAUAUCGUGGACACAGGAAGCUCCAAGGAAAAUGGCAGCAGCACGGAGGCAGCGCUGGACGAAAUGGAGAUGCACGCUCCCGAUCCAGUACGCAUGCGAGCGGCCAUGGACCAUCUGCAGAGUAAAAUUCAGAAAGUCAAGAGCCACAUAAAGACUGAGCAGGCUAACAAAGAAUCAAAUGUCAACGAAUAUCUCCGCCUGGCAGCAAAUGCGGACAAACAACAACUGCAGCGAAUCAAGAACGUUUUCGAGAAGAAAAACCAAAAGUCCGCUCAGACGAUUAAUCAGAUGCAAAAGAAGCUGGAGACGUAUCAUAAGAGACUUAAAGAUGUAGAGAUUCAUGGACUCCCGAGUCAUAAACAUCCCAAAGAGAGGCUGCAGGCAAUGAGCCAGGGUUUGAACGGGGUUGUGGAUAACAUCAAGGGUGCUAAAGAUACCAUUGUUUCGAAGCCGCGUGAACUGGCUCAUCGAAUCAUCAAGAUCAAGUCUGGCAGUGCUGAUAACAUCAGCCAGUUGAAAAUGGAAGAAAAUCAUGGUGGUGCUGAAGAAGAAGGUGGCCGGCAAGGGGGAGGAACUCUGCCAGCAAGUUUCAAGUACAGUUCUGAUGAUGACAACUCCAGCAUGACAUCUGGGUCUGGGUUCGGAGCCCACAGCAGCCCGCACUCCACUUCCCAGAAUGCCUCUCAGCAGUUUGCUGCCAUGUCCCAGAGCCUGGAGACUGUCAUUCACCCGAUCCACCAGGAGCUGCAGGAGCAGAGGGAAUCCAACAGGAAGCUGCAGGACAGCAUGAACAGGAUGCUGGAGGAGUUUGAUGCCUACAAGACAAACUCCAGGACAGAGAUGAGCCAGUUGAAGUCUUUACUAGACGAUGAAAGGUAUCGGCUGUCCACGCUUGAGGAGCAAAUCAAUGACAUGACGGAACUGCAUCAGAACGAAAUGACAAACCUGCGACAGGAUAUAUCAAGUAUGGAGGAGAAGAUAGAAUACCAGCUGGACGAGCGGACACGUGACUUACACGACGCCUUGGAGAAUUGCCAAACCAGGAUAACCAAAAUGGAACUUCAGCAACAACAACAACAAAUCAUCUCAAUGGAAAUGGUGGACAAUGUAACAUUUCGAACAUUGCUGACAAAACUGAUCAAUGUGGCAUUGGCUCUGAUUGCUGUAGUGCUGGUCUUCGUUUCAACAUCUGCGAACCUUUUGGCUCCCUUUCUAACAACCAGAGCACGGAUUCUGAGUAGUUCUGUAAUGAUUGUCGUGUUUGUGAUCAUUUGGCGGCAGUGGGAUGACAUUUGUGACUGGGGACACCAUAUACGACAACAGUACGCUCCAACAGACACUUAGCCCCAGCUGAGGGUUUUUUUAGUUAAUUCCUACAGCACUGUGACAGCAAAGAGGCAUGGCAGUUCUUCAAGGCUCUAGGCUGUGAGAGGAGCUUUUCUGACACAGUUGUCUCCCUUCUGAGGAGGACCUGUGAUAGACCAGCCCAGUUGUCUAUUAUCGAACGAUGAUAAAGUGAAAAUAGAUAUUUGGAGUGACUUUGACAGAUAAAGAUGGAUUAUAUUUUUGAUUGAAGUGAUACAAGGAACCCUUUUUUUCGGGAGUGAUUCAUUGACCCUUUUUGCAGGUCAAAGUGAUUUGUUGGCCCUUUUUAUAGGUCAGGUGAUUCGUGGACCCUAUUUUAUGGAUGGGAACGAUCUCCAGUGGAUUACGUGAUGCAUUGACAAUGAAAUGAUUUGUGAAAAGUCCAAUUUUGGGUUUUUAAUUUAAGGCAAAAUAUGUGCAUGUCUUCGAAAUGAGCCACACGUGAUUUUAAAUUAUUAAAUGCCAGCAGGGUGUGUUUUUCCUUUUUUUAAGCAAAGAUUCUGUGAAUUUUAAUGCCAUUCAGUAUCCAAACUACAUGUAUACAGUUCAGUGUGCGGAUUGGAAGAAUUACAGAAGGUGUAAUUUUACCUUCAGAGGAUAUCACUGCUAGACUGAGCUAAGAGAGGCAGCAGGAUUCAAGACUACUUUUAUGUCAGUUCUGGAGGAGAAAGCGUGUUUUCACUGGUUUGUGAAAGCACCUAGAUGUUUUUAGUCUCAGAAUUGAGUCAGAAGCUUUAGAAUUGAACUGCUGCAGGAUUGAACUUCUGCAGGAUUGCAGUGCUGUAAUGGAGUGUUGAGUCUGUAGUAUUAAACAUAUUGACAGGAUCAAGAUGCCAGUUAACACUGCCAGGAGUAUAAAGUCAGAAGGAUUAAAAGAUCAUACCUGUACAUGUAGUGUCAGCAGGAUUCAAACAUUGGAAAACUGUAGGAUGGAAAAACGUAUACAUCUAGUGUUGGCAGGAUUCAAACAUGGGAAAACUGUAGGAUGGAAACACCAUAACUGAAAGUCUGCAGGAUUCAAACAGGAGAAAACUGUAUAGUCUACAAGAUGGAAACACCAGAACUGAAAGAGUCUGCAGGAUUCAAAUAUGAGAAAACCGUAUAGUAUACAGGAUGGAAGUACCAGAACUGAAAGAGUCUGCAGGAUUCAAACAUGGGAAGUGUAUGUUCUUCAGGAUGCACCUCGGUCUUAAACACAUUUAAACACGAAAGGUCUAGAGCCUGCUGGAUAUGUGGGUCCGAAAAUCAUGAUUUAAAGAAUCUGGAAACAGUUGCCAGCACUGUGGUAUUCUUGUGAAGGGCACUGUAGAUAAGGUUGUUUUUUGUUUUUUAUUUGGUGCACAUGGUGUUUGUAUUCCAUACCAGCAAACUAUGUGUAGAAAAACAAGCAAAAACAAAAAGUCGUGUUGUUCAAGAAAGGUGUGGUGGGGCUUGGAAUCGGACUUGUCUUAUUCAGCAAACUGAUAUCACAUGGUACUUGUAAAUGUGAUAGCAAUAAAACUCAGUUUGAAAAUUUCAGUUCUCUAAAUUGUAGAGUAAGGAAAGCAAGCUAAGAAUACACGAUUAAAGCUCCAAACUAAAGCUUUGGUAGAUAUUUUGGGCAUGUGGUAAAAUAAUUUAGAAAAUGCUUUUGUCGCUGAGAAAAAUAAUUUGCGGUUGUCCUUUUUUGCAGAUGCCUGGGGAAUAUUUUUUCCAAGGUGCAAGUAAAAUAUUUUUAUUUUAACAUGUUUGUUUUAAUCAGCUCGGGUAACAAAAAAAUGUGCUAGUCUUUAGUCUGUACUGUGAAGGUGUGCUCACAAAGCCAUGAUGUAGUACAAAAGUAUUAAUGAGUUGCA
Messenger RNA from Liolophura sinensis, 3779 nucleotides. RefSeq names its product transmembrane and coiled-coil domains protein 1-like. Lineage: Eukaryota; Metazoa; Mollusca; Polyplacophora; Chitonida; Chitonidae. The record is from RefSeq and is a predicted model, not a curated record. Gene Ontology annotation, cellular component: endomembrane system. The transcript is spliced from 16 exons. Bases 283 to 1923 code for a protein of 546 amino acids.